Messenger RNA from Paramecium tetraurelia, 675 nucleotides. RefSeq lists its product as uncharacterized. The transcript has 3 exons. NCBI's taxonomy places the organism in Eukaryota, Ciliophora, Oligohymenophorea, Peniculida, Parameciidae. The record is from RefSeq and is a predicted model, not a curated record.
AUGAAUCGAAUUCAUCAUUAUUCAGGAUUAGACAGUCGGCAAAAAUCUGGAUAGGAAGGAACAGAGCCAGCAUCUACGAAUAAUAGGCUUACUAGAAGUUUAGGGAAGAGCAGAUCUUCCUUUAAUAACAGCGUUUCCCAAUCAAUUACUAGUUCGAUAUAGAAGGGAAAAUCUUAUUACUUGAAUCAAUUAGAAGCGUACUAUAAUAUGCAUUUAAUUGAAAUAUUGGCAGGUUCGUUUUUAGUUAAUUAAGGGAUGGAAUUGCUCAAUAAAUUUAAGGAAUUGUUCCAAUAGAUAGUCGAGUAAUUAUAAGACCUACUAUUCCUUAUUAAAUAAGUUGAUUUUGAAGCUCCCAACUUUGAAGAACUGUAUUAGACGGAUGCUGAAUAUUUCAGUGAGACUGUAUAUAGGGAUAUAAAGCAUCUUGAAUAACAACACUAUGAUCUAAUUUACUCAUCUAGUUUAAGAUUUUUACCAAAUAUUUUAGAUUGUCUCUAAUAUAAUUUCGAAAUUGAUAUUUAUGAAUUUGAUAUCCGUAAUUGGGCAUAGUAAGGAUUGGAUCAUAUUCUGAAAUUUAGUGGAUUAAGAAGAUCAUUUCGUUAACCUGUUGGUUGCUGUUAAAGAUAUUGCAAAUGCAUAGCAGAUUUAUUUAAAGGGAAUAGACAAAGAAGAUGA